UCGUCGCAUUGGUUCGACCCAGUCGAACCCCGAAAGUUUGACCUAAAAAUCCGGUUCGACAAAAGUUCGCGACACCCCUAGAAUUUACCAUUUAUACCUUGCGUAAAUUAUUCAAGCACAUUAAUGGGCUCUUAUGACCUGAGUUAGGAAAUAUACGACCCUUUGCCCCCUUUGCCCCGAUCUAGCAGUUGCGCCCACCCUCACUAGAGCCCCCCUAGGUUGAGGCCUUUGGGGGACUUUGACCCCUGAUGUACAUAUCAGAAUCUCUCUAAGAUUUCUUUUUUCUUUCUAAAUUUAGUCAUUUACGCAUUGAAGUAUUUAGAUCCCGGUUUUUAAUGUGGAGUUUUAACAGCGGGGUGCAGUAAAUCCCUUCAUUAGUUGAACCAGCGCUGUUUGAACAGCUACCGAACCGAACUGGAGUGAACCAGCGGACCAACCAGCCGCCGAGCGCGUCGGUUUUUUUUGUUUAUUUUUUUCUUUUUUUAUUGUCAGCGCAGCGGAAAAUGGGCGAAGAGACCUCGUCCGUGGAUUCAGCCAGCAAUGCGAAUUCAAGGAACGAGAAUAUGGUGUGCGGCGUUGUUGAAGGGUUUUAUGGACGACCAUGGACGACGGAGCAACGAAAAGAUUUAUUUCAGAGAAUGAAGAAAUUGGGCCUGAACACUUACAUGUAUGCCCCAAAAGAUGACUUCAAGCACAGAGCUUACUGGAGGGAGCUUUACACUGUAGAGGAAGCUGAGCACCUAACGAACCUCAUUCAAGCUGCAAAGGAAAAUGGAGUACAUUUUUACUAUGCUCUCUCUCCUGGCCUAGACAUCACUUAUUCUAAUUCUAAGGAAGUCUCCUGUCUGAAGCGAAAGUUGGAACAGGUUGCUCAGUUUGGCUGUAGUGCAUUUGCGCUGCUUUUUGACGACAUUGAACCUGAGAUCAGCGAGACAGAUAAAGAAGUCUUUCAGUCGUUUGCGCAUGCGCAAGUUUCAGUAACAAAUGAUGUCUACCAGGAGUUGAAUCAGCCAAAAUUUAUAUUCUGCCCUACAGAAUACUGUGCUGCUAGGGCAGUUCCAAAUGUCCAGAGUUCUGAGUAUUUGAAUACUAUUGGGCUCAAGCUAAUGCCUGGCAUAGACAUUAUGUGGACAGGGCACAAAGUGAUCUCCAAGACGAUAACAGUCCAGUCGAUUCAAGAGCUGACGGAGGUGCUCCGGCGUGCCCCCGUGCUCUGGGACAACCUGCACGCAAACGACUACGACCAGAAGCGGCUGUUCCUGGGGCCGUACAGCGGCCGGUCGACAGACCUGGUUCCUCACCUGCGGGGCGUGCUCUCCAACCCCAACUGCGAGUAUGAAGCCAACUUUGUGCCCAUCCACACGCUGGCCCAGUGGAGCAAGUGCAACAGCGACGGCAAGCGAGACCUCAACGAGUCGGUGAGCGCCGACAUCCGGCUAGAGACGGAGGGGGAGACAGAGGAAGUGCCGUCCCACAUGGGCCCCCACGCCUACCACCCACGUAAGGCGCUCCAGGCAGCGAUGGCGGACUGGAUUCCCGAGUUCUACCGCACCAAGAGCGCCUACGGCCGCCUCCUGUCUGGCGCUUUUCUCCCGGGUGCACCCACGGGCAGCCAGCAGGCGGCUCUGCUGGACGACGCCAGCUUCCAGCCCCUCUCAAGUGAGCUGGUCAACUCGCUGGUGCAGCCCACACUCGAACCCAUGGACUGCAACACGUCGCCCGGCGCCUCCCCGCGCCACGUCGCCAGCAAAAGUGCCGAGGAGAUGCAGACGGAGGAAGCGGUGCCUGCCGAGGACUCGCGGCAGCUCACCCUCGAAGAUGUGGCGCUUCUCGUGGACCUGUUCUACCUGCCCUUUGAGCACGGCCACCAGGGGGUGGCCUUCCUCCAAGAGUUUCACUGGCUUCGCUCCAACGGCCACCUGGUGUGGGAGGGCCGCAAGCGGGGUCCGCCGUCGGAGGAAGAGGACGCCCCCGCCAUGGCGGAGCUGGAGGAGUGGCGCAAGCGUGCCACCAAGUUCGACCUGAUGACGCAGGCGGUGGGGCGGCUCUUUGCCCGCCUCACGUUUGUGCCUAACCGGUCCCUCUUCUAUGACCUGUACCCUUACAUCUGGGACAUCAAGGGAGUCAUCUCGCUGCUCAACUCCUACGUUAAGUGGAUUGCUCUGGGAGACGUGCCCUGUUCGUCGACGUCGGCCUUUGCCCCUCCAUCAUUCACAUGGUUCUCGAAGGGCUACAAGGAAGCUUUUGUGAGUGGGGAGCAAGAGCCAUGGCUUUUCCGUGGUGGGCUUACAGCCGAACUUCAGCGUCUUCUCCCGCUAGAGAGCGUCAGCGACCUCUUUUUGUACAAGCCUCCGGAGUCUCCAAGCAGCAAGACGUACACCAUACGGCCUUACCUCCCAACGGACGAGCCUCUGAUCUAUGAAGUGUGUCGCAAGACGUGCGACGAUGGAAUGGAUGGGACGGAGGUCUUUCCCGAAUUCCCCAACCUCAUUGGUGACAAACUGGUUGGAGGGUUCCUGACCCUGAGCAACGAGUACUGCUUUGUGGUGGAGGACGAGACCGGGAUCUGUGGCUAUGCACUGGCAGCGCUGGACGCCCAGCAGUUCAACAAGAAGCUGGAGAUUGCCUGGAAGCCUGAACUGUGCCUCAAAUACCCGGCACCAGCCAAGGAGCCAUCAGAGAUGUUGACGCCAGCAGAGGAGAUCAUGAGCAGCUUCCACGCGCACCCUGUCACCGUGCCAGAUGUGGUCUACAAGCACCACCCAUCGAGGGUAACCAUGAGCAUGCUGCCCUCGAUCCUGGACCCAAGUGUCUCCAAGCGCCUGCUGGCGUGCGUCCUAGCUGCGCUCAAGGCAAACGGCUCGCAUGGAGUGUUUUCUGAAGUGACGGUAGGAGACAAGAACAUCGUUGACUUCUACACGAAACUGGGCUUCCUGGAAAUUGCAUUGCCAGACUUCCUGAAUGAUGAGGUCUUCUUUCUGGGCCGAACCUUUUAGCAUUACGCCUAUGGUGUGAGGGUGUGGCACUUUGCCUCCACGACAGCCUUUCAGUGAUAAGGUUGGUUUUGGCAUUGCUGCAGUUUCUACGAAAAAGAAAAAAAUAUUUGCUUCUGGUUCAGGAGCUUUUUGUAUAUGCGCUGCACUGUGUAUAAAUAAACUGAAAAUUCUGUACUGCAA
Molecule: messenger RNA, 3176 nt
Organism: Ixodes scapularis (black-legged tick)
Lineage: Eukaryota; Metazoa; Arthropoda; Arachnida; Ixodida; Ixodidae
Gene: Oga
Product: protein O-GlcNAcase
Exons: 15
Coding region: 504-2996 (830 amino acids)
Biological process (GO): glycoprotein metabolic process
Molecular function (GO): beta-N-acetylglucosaminidase activity
Source: RefSeq, a predicted model, not a curated record